AUGGUGGGGACCAGGAGAAGUACUGGCUGUGAAACUUGUCGGAAACGGAAGAAGAAGUGCGGCGAAGAGCUCCCUGAAUGUGCCGCGUGCAGAAAGUCUGGGUGGAAAUGUCCAGGCUAUAGCCGACGCUGGAAGUUUGUGGAUGAAAACUCCCAGCUCAUUUCGCUCUACCGAAGAAAGAAAUACAUCUUCGACGAUGUCGAUGAGUCUCGGGGUCCUGACUGGAAACAGCCAGAAUACGUAUCUUAUGGCCCGGUCUCACCUGAAAAGGAAAUCCCGGCCCCCAACCCUGGAUAUAAACCUAUCAUCCAGUGCCACCUGAGUACACCUUCCGACCAGACUUGUGCGGCACUCUGUUACAUGCUGGACAGACCAGAAAGUCAGACUCGCUUCCCUGUCAGGUCUUUCGGUGGCUUCCUGGAGAUGAUCCCUAGCCGCCUCGGUCGCAACGUUGCAUUGGACGACUCUAUAUCGUGCAUAUGCAGUAUUUACACAGAUGCACCAAGAUGUGCGCCAGGGACUACAACAUCCCUUAAGCUCUAUGCAAGAAGUUUGAACUCUCUUCGGAAAUCUUUGGGGUCGCCACAAGCCCGCACCGAAUCAGAGACAAUAUGUGCCUCUAUCAUCUUACAGAUUUGCGAGCUCAAUUUGAGUGAUGAUAUGGGCCGGUGGGAUAGUCUCUGUAGGGGCUCAAAGCUCCUGAUCCAGCAAUGUGGCCCUACCCGAUUUUCAGAACCUUUUGAAAGAUCAAUGCUUGAGUCGCAGCGAGCUUGGUUUAUCGUCCAGGACGUAGAUUCUGAACGACAGUGCUUCUUAUCGCACAAGCAUUGGCGAGACUUGCUUGAAACAUCUCGAAGACUGGAUGUAGGCAAAGAGCCUCGCGGCUUCUCCCUACGCGCCGAACUUUGUGAAUUUCUUGUCGAAGUCCCGAGUCUCAUCGCAGAGGUCUCAUACGUAUCGAAGCACAUGGACGCCAACGAUAUCACCUCUGUGGACUUUGCGAAUAGGCACCAAAAGGCAUUGCUUCGAACGUUAGCGUUGAAACGCUCGCUUGAAAGCUGGUAUUCCGCGAAGUUGGAACCUCAACGCCCCUCUCCUAUCUUCCAGUCAAACGAUCAACAGCUAGUACGAGCCGACGGCGCAGUGACUCGGAUGCCCGGCGAUCAGCCAAAAUUUGCUUACCCGGAGUUGCUUUCUGCAGUGGCUGACUGCGUCUCGAAUUCUUUGAUGGUAAGGCUGGGCAUGUUACUGUCGAGUAUGCUUUCGAUUUCGCCGUACCAGCGUGACAGGGUCGACCUCUAUCCUUGUCUGGGCGUCAUGUUGAGAAGAAGAGAUGCCGCGUCUCAGUCCCUGGACAUUGUCAGGUCUAUCUCACACGUAGCGGCUAAGCCUUUGGACUUUGGCCUACGGCAGCUCUGGGCCAAUGGCACGGGAAAUCUUGACUCGGUGAUUGAAAUUGGAGGGAGGUUGCAGGCGCCGUCUUGA
Capronia epimyces CBS 606.96 is the source of this 1485-nucleotide messenger RNA. RefSeq lists its product as uncharacterized. The transcript is spliced from 4 exons. NCBI's taxonomy places the organism in Eukaryota, Fungi, Ascomycota, Eurotiomycetes, Chaetothyriales, Herpotrichiellaceae. The record is from RefSeq and is a predicted model, not a curated record. The coding region runs from base 1 to 1485 and encodes 494 amino acids. Gene Ontology annotation, molecular function: zinc ion binding; DNA-binding transcription factor activity, RNA polymerase II-specific. Gene Ontology annotation, biological process: regulation of DNA-templated transcription.